This is a messenger RNA of Mus caroli (Ryukyu mouse), 2652 nucleotides long. The record is from RefSeq and is a predicted model, not a curated record. NCBI's taxonomy places the organism in Eukaryota, Metazoa, Chordata, Mammalia, Rodentia, Muridae.
AAAUUUGAUGACCAGCACUGUCUCUUUCCCAAAUGGGGAAUGUGGGUGGGUUCGUCCCUCAGAUUGAGAGGCUGCGUCUUCCGUUCCUUUUGUCUUCUCAGAGGAUUAGGACUGUCAUGGCGCUUUCAAGAAUAGAGAGAAGGCCUUCCUUUCGUCCGGCAGAAUUACUUGGGGGCACCUCGACUGGGGAGGAGGAUGGACAGAGAGACAAGAAGACAACGCUGGCAGGCUGUCUGUCGGAUCCCCGCAAGGGGAGGAGACGCGGCAGUAGACUGUCUUGAGAGCGCCGGUCUGUGGGAACCGCCCCCCGCUACCCUGUCCAAUGGAAACCUGGCGGCGGUGCGGCACCGCCCACUGUUGGUCCGGACGCCGCGAGGGCGGGGCCCGCAGUUCGGUUGCGCUGCGGAGCGCAGCUGUGAGGGAGUCGCUGGGAUCCGAGGCCCCGGAACCCGAGCUGGAGCUGAAGCGCAGGCUGCGGGCGCGGAGUCGGGAGGCUGAGUGUUUAUUCCAGCAUGUCGGAAGGGGAGUCCCAAACAGUAGUCAGCAGUGGCUCAGACCCAAAGGUAGAAUCCUCAUCUUUAGCUCCUGGCCUGACUUCUGUGUCACCUCCUGUGACCUCUACAACUUCAGCUGCUUCUCCCGAGGAAGAAGAAGAAAGUGAAGAUGAGUCUGAGAUCUUGGAAGAGUCACCCUGUGGGCGCUGGCAGAAGAGGCGAGAAGAGGUGAAUCAGCGUAAUGUACCAGGCAUUGACAGUGCAUACCUGGCCAUGGAUACAGAGGAAGGUGUGGAGGUUGUGUGGAAUGAGGUACAGUUCUCUGAACGCAAGAACUACAAACUGCAGGAGGAAAAGGUCCGUGCAGUGUUUGAUAAUCUGAUUCAGCUGGAACAUCUUAACAUUGUUAAGUUUCACAAAUAUUGGGCUGAUGUUAAAGAGAACAAGGCUAGGGUGAUUUUCAUCACAGAAUACAUGUCCUCUGGGAGCCUUAAGCAGUUUCUGAAGAAGACCAAAAAGAACCACAAGACUAUGAAUGAAAAGGCUUGGAAACGCUGGUGUACACAGAUCCUCUCUGCCCUAAGCUACCUGCACUCCUGUGACCCUCCCAUCAUCCAUGGGAACCUGACCUGUGACACCAUCUUCAUCCAGCACAACGGACUCAUCAAGAUUGGCUCUGUCUUUCAUAGGAUUUUUGCUAAUGUGGCUCCUGACACUAUCAACAAUCACGUGAAGACUUGCCGGGAAGAACAGAAGAACCUACACUUUUUUGCACCAGAGUAUGGAGAAGUCACAAACGUGACAACAGCAGUGGACAUCUACUCCUUUGGCAUGUGUGCACUGGAGAUGGCAGUGCUGGAGAUUCAGGGCAAUGGUGAGUCCUCAUAUGUGCCACAGGAAGCCAUCAGCAGUGCCAUCCAGCUACUAGAAGACUCAUUACAGAGGGAGUUUAUUCAAAAGUGCCUGCAGUCUGAGCCUGCUCGGAGACCAACAGCCAGAGAACUUCUGUUCCACCCAGCACUGUUUGAAGUGCCCUCACUCAAGCUUCUUGCUGCUCACUGUAUCGUGGGGCACCAACACAUGAUCCCAGAGAACGCUCUAGAGGAGAUCACCAAAAACAUGGAUACCAGUGCUGUACUAGCUGAAAUCCCUGCAGGGCCAGGACGAGAACCAGUUCAGACUUUGUACUCUCAGUCACCAGCCCUGGAAUUAGACAAAUUCCUUGAAGAUGUCAGGAAUGGGAUCUACCCUCUGACAGCCUUUGGGCUACCUCGACCUCAGCAGCCACAGCAGGAGGAGGUGACAUCACCUGUUGUGCCCCCCUCUGUCAAGACUCCAACUCCUGAGCCAGCUGAAGUGGAGACACGAAAGGUGGUGCUGAUGCAGUGCAACAUCGAAUCUGUGGAGGAGGGAGUCAAACACCAUCUAACACUUCUGCUGAAGCUGGAGGACAAAUUGAACCGGCACCUGAGCUGUGACCUGAUGCCAAAUGAGAGCAUCCCGGACUUGGCAGCUGAGCUGGUGCAGCUGGGCUUCAUUAGUGAGGUGAGGGUCCUGCCUGUGUUCUGGGUGCCUCCCUGUCCUCUCUCUCAGCCCUGCCUUACUGAGCUGCUUCCCCAGGCUGAUCAGAGCCGCCUGACUUCUCUGCUGGAGGAGACGCUCAACAAGUUCAACUUCGCCAGGAACAGCACACUCAACACAGCCACUGUCACCGUCUCCUCGUAGAGCUCACUUGAGCCAGGCCCCUAGCCAGGCUGUGGCUGUCCCUGGGCAUGCUGCAGUCCUCCUGUCCCUUCUCCCCAUUCAGUAUUACCCUUCGUGCCCGUAUUAUUCAGGAGGGCUUUAGGGGCUCCCUGGUUGAGUAUCACCCUGCCCCUUCCCCUCUCUUCCUCCCCUCUGCACUUUGUUUACUUGUUUUGCACAGAUGUGGGCCUGGGCCUUCUCAGCAGCCACCUUCUAGCUGGGGGCUAGUAUCUGACCUGCUGGCUCCUGCCCUACUUGUGUGGACAGGAGGCCCACGGGCACUGGGGAAGCUGAGUUCUACAAUCCCGCUGGGGCGCAUGGGCAGGAGAGAAAGGUGGUGCUGCAGGGGUGGGCCCCCGGGGGGGCAUUCGAAUCACCUCAGUUGCUGCUGUAAUAAAGUCUACUUUUUGCUAAA